Messenger RNA from Thunnus maccoyii (southern bluefin tuna), 2085 nucleotides. RefSeq names its product C-X-C chemokine receptor type 4-like. The transcript has 4 exons. Gene Ontology annotation, cellular component: membrane. The record is from RefSeq and is a predicted model, not a curated record. Gene Ontology annotation, biological process: neurogenesis; immune response; brain development. Gene Ontology annotation, molecular function: G protein-coupled receptor activity. The coding region runs from base 686 to 1789 and encodes 367 amino acids. NCBI's taxonomy places the organism in Eukaryota, Metazoa, Chordata, Actinopteri, Scombriformes, Scombridae.
UAAAAGUCAAUAAAUAUUCCAGUGGAAUCACUCCAAACUCCAGAGAGAUGUGCUGCUAAUCACACUACUGUUGAACCAAGUCAAUAAUGUAUUUUGCUGUCAAAACGGUGACACAAUAACAUCGCAGUCACACUCAAUGUUCAUCAUUGAAAGAUCAGAGGGAGCCUUACAGCUGGUGUUUACCAGAACAACAGAGCAGAAUAUCACACUCCUCCUCUUCCUGCAUCUGUCUCCCCUCAUGAAUGUUCAUGCAUAAAUACUUGAAUGCAUCAUAUAAGAUGGUGACGUAAAUAGGACAAGUAUGUUCACACUCCAGCGGGAGCUUAAACUCCUGCUGCUUGUCCUGAUUUAACGGAGCAUGGAGUUUGGAGAGAUGCUGUGACCUGCACAAUCACGCACACACACACAUUGUCUGAUCCUCAUCUGCGCUCUUUCCUAUUGCCAAUAGGUCCUGAUUAUCUCAAACCAGGGGUCUCAGGGCCAAAACAAUUCAAGUAGGGCACACACACAGCACAGUAUCCUGUGAUAGAACCACUAUCAGCACCUGACACCUCGAAAACAGGAAAAACGUUUCAGCAGGAGCACAGAUGUGUCGGAGUGUUUGGGGGAGGAGCAUGGACACAACUAUAAAAGCCCUCCAGAGAAAUCUAAACUUCACUCCGCUGACUAAGGAGAGACCUCCGUCAUGUCGUACUAUGAGCACAUCUUCUUCGACUAUGACUUCAAUGACACGGGUUCUGGCUCUGGGUCUGGUGACCUGGGCGAGGAUCUGGAGGAGCCUUGCGGCGUGGAGCACGUGAUGACUGCUGACCUUCAGCAGAUCUUCUUGCCCGUGGUCUAUGCCCUCAUCUUCACCCUGGGCAUUACUGGAAACGGCCUGGUUGUCAUCGUGCUGGGCUGCCAGCGCAGGUCGAAGUGCAGCCUCACAGACCGGUAUCGACUCCAUCUCUCAGCCGCUGAUCUCCUCUUUGUUCUGGCCCUGCCGUUCUGGGCGGUGGACGCAGCCAUGGCUGACUGGCGCUUUGGAGCUGUCACCUGUGUCGGCGUGCAUGUGAUCUAUACAGUCAACCUGUAUGGCAGCGUGCUCAUCCUGGCGUUUAUCAGUCUGGAUCGCUACCUGGCAGUAGUCCGAGCUACAGACACCAACACCAGUUGGCUGAGGCAGCUGCUGGCAAACAGACUGGUGUAUGUGGGUGCCUGGUUGCCUGCUGGCCUGCUGGCAGUGCCCGACUUGAUAUUUGCCCGAACUCAAGAAGGAGGAGAAGGGACGACUCUGUGCCAGCGAUUUUACCCAGAAAGCAACGCUCCUCUCUGGGUCGCGGUCUUCCACCUCCAGCUCGUCCUGGUGGGUCUGGUGAUCCCAGGCCUGGUCCUCCUGGUGUGUUACAUGGUGAUCGUCACCAGGCUGACCCGAGGCCCGCUGGGAGGCCAGAGGCAGAAGCGGCGAGCGGUCAGGACCACCAUCGCUCUGGUGCUCUGCUUCUUUGUGUGCUGGCUGCCCUAUGGAGCGGGCAUCUUUGUGGACACUCUGCUGCGCCUGGAAGUGCUGCCCCGGAGUUGCAACCUGGAGGUCGUCCUGAGCGUGUGGCUGGCGGUGGCUGAGCCGAUGGCGUUCGCCCACUGCUGCCUGAACCCGUUGCUGUAUGCUUUCCUGGGCGCAGGCUUCAAGAGUUCAGCCCGCAGAGCCCUGACUCUGAGCCGAGCCUCCAGUUUGAAGGUUUUACCACGAAGACGCGCCGGGGCCUCCACGACCACAGAGUCCGAGUCAUCCAGUUUACAUUCCAGCUAGUGUUUGCUUGUGCUGUGUGCAUGUGUGUGUGUGUCUGUGUGUGUGUGUGUGUUUGUAUAUACUGUAUAUGUGUGUGCGUGUGUGUACAUGUGUGUGUAUUUGUAUUUACUGUAUGUGUCUGUGUUUUCAAGUUUACACAAAGUAUCUGAGAAAUUUAGGAGCAGUCUGCUGGCACAUGACUUGUCUUCUCCCUUUCUCUUGUAAAUAGUGUUAUAAGAGUUGUUUUCAAUACUGCUGUGCUUGUAUGCUGUUGUAAACAUUUGUAAUAAAACAUAGAAAAUAUAUUUGUGAAAGCA